This is a messenger RNA of Achroia grisella, 1614 nucleotides long. RefSeq names its product pyrokinin-1 receptor-like (gene Pbanr). Lineage: Eukaryota; Metazoa; Arthropoda; Insecta; Lepidoptera; Pyralidae. The coding region runs from base 96 to 1484 and encodes 462 amino acids. Gene Ontology annotation, biological process: neuropeptide signaling pathway. The transcript has 6 exons. The record is from RefSeq and is a predicted model, not a curated record. Gene Ontology annotation, molecular function: neuropeptide receptor activity. Gene Ontology annotation, cellular component: plasma membrane.
CAAGUCUAAGAUUGAUUUAUUUAUUUAAAGUUUUGGAAAUUUUCACUUCUCUUCGAGUUACAGAGUAAUGUGAUGACGCCGUUACUUCCGCAACUAUGGAGAAUGACUACGAGGAUAUACUGAUGCUAAAUAUUUCAAAUGCCACGGCCCAUGCCGCCGCGUACGCUGAACCUGAUUCCUUGAACCUUUUGGUGCCAGUGAGCAUAGCGUACUGCAUUAUAUUCGCUGCCGGCAUUUUGGGAAACAUCAGUACAUGCGUUGUCAUCGCUAGGAAUCGAUCGAUGCACACAGCUACGAACUUUUACUUAUUCAGUCUAGCUAUCUCCGAUUUGAUACUCCUUAUAUGUGGGCUUCCCAUCGAGUUGCAUCGGAUAUGGCAUCCGUUUACUUACCCUUUGGGGGAACCACAUUGCAUCGCGUUAGGCUUAGCAUCAGAAACAUCAGCCAAUGCUACUGUAUUAACAAUAACAGCUUUUACAGUUGAGAGAUACAUAGCGAUAUGUCGACCAUUUAUGUCGCAUACAAUGUCUAAAUUAUCACGAGUGGUGCGUUUCAUUUUUGUGAUUUGGGUGUGUGCUUUGUGUACUGCAGUGCCACAGGCCAUGCAGUUUGGUAUAGUGACGGAUGUCGACAAUAUACAAAACACUAGUGUGUGCACAGUGAAAGGUGAAGGUGUUCAUCAAGUGUUCGUCAUUUCGAGUUUUAUAUUUUUCGUAGUGCCAAUGUCUGUGAUUUGUGUACUGUACGCGUUGAUAGGGAUCAAGUUACGAACUUCCACUGUAUUGAAAGUGAAAAAACCAUCUGUCGAAAGCCAAGAGCGGUGUUCCACUGGGACCAGCACUCGAUAUAAAAAUGGUACAGCGCAAGGCCGAGUUAUUAGAAUGUUAGUGGCUGUGGCGCUCUCGUUCUUCAUCUGCUGGGCGCCAUUUCAUGUUCAGAGGUUACUUGCCAUCUACGGCAAGCGUCUGAACACACCAUCUGAAACAUUUUAUCUAACUUACAUCGUGCUGACGUGGUUGUCCGGUAUACUCUACUUCUUAUCGACUGCAAUCAACCCAUUCCUGUACAGCAUUAUGUCGAACAAAUUUAGAAAUGCAUUUAAGGUGACUUUAUCAAGCUGGUUAGGGCGGAGACAUGGACCACGGAUGAGACGUACUUACAGCGCACUCCAGGCGUUUCGUCAGCAACGCGCAGCCUGUCCUUCCGAACAUCAUCCACGAAGAUUCCAACGGCUCAACACGGCAACCACCCAGCUCUAUGAUGCGCCUUCAAGAGCGCAGCUCUGCGAUGGAGGCGAACACGCGUUAGACGAGAAGUCACCUUGGAUGAAUCACUGGGGUUGGGUGAGGCAGCGUGACCAGCCCUAUUGCUCUCCUCAGAGCAUCUCUAAUAGCAGUCUACGAGAAGUCGAGGAAGAAUUGACUGGAGAAGAACUGGCUACGUAUAUGUACCAAGUCAACCGUGACAUAGGAGGACUUACCUGAGACACGCCGGUCUAAAACUGGUAUGAAACACCAGUUUUUGAAAUACGCUUAUCAAUAGUCAGCAGGCCGAUGGGAGAGUUUGGUGUUUACUUUUACAAAUGUCUGUUACCGGUUUAUCACUUAAAUACAA